Molecule: messenger RNA, 717 nt
Organism: Bacidia gigantensis
Lineage: Eukaryota; Fungi; Ascomycota; Lecanoromycetes; Lecanorales; Ramalinaceae
Exons: 3
Coding region: 1-717 (238 amino acids)
Source: RefSeq, a predicted model, not a curated record
AUGCCAGGCAUAACGGACCUCUACAUCUCCUUCACAAACGACAUGAUAUCCCACCACGAACGCAGCGGCACCAUCCACCGCAUCUCACGCGCAAACAUCGAGCGCAUCCUCCUCCGCGAGCUAGACAAAGGCAAACUGGCCGUCGACUACAAGCUGAGCUGGUACCAUGCCGUUCUCCAAACCCCUUUAUUUGAUUCCCUCUGGUACUCAAACCAACUCCGCCUCAAACUCCCCGAGUCCGCCACCCAGCGCUACACCCCCGACGAGACACUGACAUCCUACUCUCUCACCUCCCCAACCACUCCGCAGUUUCGCCACCAUCCCAACAGCAUGGCCCCACCCCCAAAAUACCCCCUCUCCACCUCAUCGACCGAUAAGAACAACCCCUACGCGAAGAACUACCCCCGCGAACACGCCUACCGCAACCGCUCGCCUACGCCCAGCAUCUCGCUCGUGUCGGGCACGGAAACGAACGCAACGGAGGAGAGCGAGGAGUAUGAUGAGGAUGCAGUGGCGUUUGCUGAGCUGCUGGGCCAGGGGGUGUCGAGGCAAGGGGAGCUUUUCGAAGAAGGCGGCGACGGCGACGGCGAGGGGCAAGGGGAGGGGGAAGGAGGGGUGGGUGAUAGAAACGGAUUGCGGAGACAGGAGGGCGAUGAUGGCGCUUUUGGCUCCGGCAAGGGAAGUGCGGGAAAGAAGAGGAAGGCUAGUUUGGACUGA